Messenger RNA from Oncorhynchus masou masou (cherry salmon), 2714 nucleotides. RefSeq names its product palmitoyltransferase ZDHHC23-B-like. The coding region runs from base 417 to 1688 and encodes 423 amino acids. NCBI's taxonomy places the organism in Eukaryota, Metazoa, Chordata, Actinopteri, Salmoniformes, Salmonidae. The transcript is spliced from 5 exons. Gene Ontology annotation, molecular function: palmitoyltransferase activity. The record is from RefSeq and is a predicted model, not a curated record.
ACAUACAAUGGGAGAUGAGCAGCCUUUUGAAAGGGUUAAAUGGAGCGACUAUAGGGUUCCGGUGCCUUCCGUGGCACAAUAGUAUCGCGCGGUCUGGGAUAAACUAUGGAAUUACUUUUAUGUCGGAAGGGAGACAAGUACUGUACCUUGUUGGAUUGACAACACUGUUGGGCAGGUAGCCUAAAUCAGUUGCAUAUCUAGGCUACAUUAAGUUGAACAUGUUUACACAUGUGCGGUUGCGAACACCGUUGUCUGUGGCCACUGGCCAGUCUGUCAUUUCCGCGACAGUUCAGUAGGCAGUGUCUAAUGUAGCCCAGCCUACAGUUUUUGUAAGGAAGUAGCACAUAUGAUUCGUUUUCAGCAAACUACACGAAUACUGGAGACUGAUCACUGUCCAGGCUCACUGGCUGUCCGUCAUGAAGAAGCGAGCCAAUAAGGCGUUGGAGCAGGAUGAGCCUCUGUGCUGCUGUGAGUAUGUGGACCGUCAGGGGGAGCGGAGCCAUGUGGCAGCCUGCUGCUGUGACUGUGAGGACCUGGACGAUGCCUGUGACAGAUGGUUGAAAAAAGAGCCCCAGAAGGCCAACUCACUGUCCCACCUGGUUACUGUGAUGACCGACCGCCUCCGUGUUCCCUGGUUCUGGGGUGGAGCCCGGCGUGUCGACCUAUCGGUGCUCCCCCCGCUGCUCCUACUUCCUGUCCUCCUACACGUCGCAGCCCUUCACUUCCUAUUGGGUAUAGUUGUUCUGACCGCUCUACCGGUCCUGGUUCUAUGGUACUACUAUGUCACCCACCGCAAGAAGGGCCGGACCCUGUUCUUCCUCAGCCUGGCCCUGUUCUCCCUGGGCUACAUGUACUACCUCUUCCUCACCGAGGUCUUCCCCAGGGGGGGUGUAGGGCUGACCCAGUUGGGCACAGUGACCUUGGGGGUGGCCCUGACUCUGGCCGCCCUUGUCCACACCAAGAGAGAAAUUCGCUACGUAUGGCCACACCCGGCUUACGUCCACAGCACAGUGACCUAUCACAGCCCUCCACCGGACAGAGACCCCGUCCACAACGGGGUCGGGCAGGAAGUAAUGCUUGCCAAUCGGGGUAGUGAGUCGGAGCAGCAGGGCCAGGGGGUGGAGCAGAUGGAUAGUGGGCAGAGCAGGAACUGGUGCUCUGUGUGCAGGGUUUUGCGGCCCCCCAGGGCGGGACACUGCAGGAUCUGUGACAUCUGUGUCCUGAGGCUGGACCACCACUGUGUCUGGAUAAACAGCUGUGUGGGCCAGUCCAAUCACCGCAGCUUCCUGUUGACACUCCUCCUCUUCCUGUUGACCUCUCUGUAUGGGAUCAGUCUGGUGCUGCGCAGCGUGUGUCCUCAACAGAACCUUGUCACCGCUCUGGUCUACUGCCCUGGCGUCUACAACCAGCACAGCUCAGCACUGUGUUUCACCUGUGCGUGGUAUAGCUGCAUAGUGACUAGCGGACUACUACACCUGCUGAUCCUGCAGCUCAUCAAUGUCAGCUACAAUGUGACGGAGCGAGAGGCGCGCACCGCUCUCCGAGACAAGACUGCCCACAGUCUCUACUGGGGCCUUGUCGUUGACACAGGAGUCUACUCACUUGGUUUCCGUGGCAACUGGGCAGAGUUCCUGACCAUGGGAGAAGGCCCGGACGCCCCCUGUCCCAGCCUCACUGACCUGGUGUAGCUGACCAUUGGAGAAGACCCGGACACCCCCUGGCCCAGCCUCACUGACCUGGGGUGCGUUCAACAAGGAAAAUAGUUUGCGAACAUUGGCUAAUGUUAGCUAACAUAUUCCAUUUGUUUUGUGUUAGCCACGACCAUUCGCUAACGUUAGCUAACAGUCAGAAGGUGCGGUGAACGUAAGUGUCGGUUUCAGGUCUUAACUGCCGCUACAAAAUCAAGUGGCCAUGUAGACUUUCUACUAUAUUUAGUAGGAGUAGCUAAGUCAUUUUCAGUUUGAAUACUGUCGCUAAAAAGCCAGUCAUCAUUACAAAAAGUUUAUCUGUAACAUUUUGGAAUAUUUAUUCAACGCAAAUUGUUAUUCUGGCAACAUGUUCACCGCAAACAGAAGCUUUGUUGAACUCUCCUCUGGUGUAGCUGAGCUGCUCAACAGCAUAAUGGCAUCGUUACAUGCUGACCAGACCGCUCAUGCGCAUGUUGAUUUUGUCCACCCACACCAGAUGCGAUCAGGACACGGAGGUUGAAAUAUCAAGUAAUCGCUCCUCCAGUUUUCAACUCUGGACUUUAUAUGGUGGUUGGCAAACAACUUCAAGGUGCGUUACCACUACCUCUGAAUCUCAGUUCAUCUUUCAAUCACCCAGUGGGUAUAUGCUCCUAAAAACCAAUGAGGUGGGAUUCAUCAAGCGUCAUAAAUAGAACCAAGUUCUAUUUUAGCGCCUGGCUACGCGUACGCUCGUGAGCAGUGUGAGUGCGAUGAUUGAAUAACAUGUAUGUGUACAUUGAUUUUUGCGACGCAUACAAUCUGACUUUAACCGUACAUAAAACUGACCGUAGAUCAGUCUGGGGGGGGGGGACUUCACCCUACUCUGUGAUAUAGAGGUGUCACGACAGACCCUGGUUCGAUCCCGGGCUGUAUCACAACCGGCCAUGAUCGAGAGUCCUAUAGGGCGGCGCACAAUUGUCCCACCGUUGUAAAUAAGAAUUUGUUCUUAACUGACUUGCCUGGUUAAAUAAACAUGGACAAGAGUUG